CUUCACGUCUUUUUUCUGAAGACCUAACACAGCGAAGAUGUCGUCGUCGGAGCUGCCAGAGGAGAACCCCAUCUACGGACCCUUCUUUGGUGUCAUGGGGGCAUCGUCAGCUAUCAUAUUUUCCGCGUUUGGGGCGGCCUAUGGCACCGCCAAAUCUGGCACGGGCAUCGCUUCGAUGGCAGUGAUGCGGCCCGAGCUCAUCAUGAAGUCCAUCAUCCCCGUUGUCAUGGCGGGUAUCAUCGCCAUUUACGGGCUAGUCAUAGCCAUCCUCAUCGCCGGGAAGAUUACAGAGCCCGCAACGUACUCCCUCUACAUGGGCUUCAAGCACCUGGGCGCCGGGCUGUCGGUGGGCUUCAGCGGGCUGGGCGCCGGUUUUGCCGUGGGCAUCGUGGGCGACGCCGGGGUGCGCGGCACGGCGCAGCAGCCCAGGCUCUUCAUCGGCAUGGUGCUGAUCCUCAUCUUCGCCGAGGUGCUGGGGCUGUACGGCCUCAUCGUCGGCAUCUUCAUGUACGCCGACUAGCGCCGUCGCCACGGCGGCCGCUCACCUAGUCCAGCCGGCGGGGCGCCCUCGCGGGCCACCGUCUCCUCUUUUGUGGCCCGCUAGGGUAGCCCCCUCAACAAAACAUAGGUCUCUCAGGAAAACACCGGGACGUGCGUCUGAAAAGUUUUGCCUUUUAUCUGUAGAAGAGAACCACCAGAAACGAAAUGAAACGAGGAAGACGCUGAUUCUGCAUCUCGUGAGCAGCAAUUACAAAUGAGGCAAAGCUUUUCAGGGCACCAAAAUUUUAAUAUUUUCUUUGCUUGUCUCUUAUCUACUGUAUGCAAUCAGGACGUUCCACGGUUGGGAAUGAAACAUGCCGAGCAUGUG
Messenger RNA from Schistocerca piceifrons (Central American locust), 868 nucleotides. Its product is annotated as V-type proton ATPase 16 kDa proteolipid subunit c-like. Gene Ontology annotation, molecular function: proton-transporting ATPase activity, rotational mechanism. The coding region runs from base 38 to 520 and encodes 160 amino acids. Gene Ontology annotation, cellular component: proton-transporting V-type ATPase, V0 domain. The transcript is spliced from 3 exons. Gene Ontology annotation, biological process: proton transmembrane transport. Lineage: Eukaryota; Metazoa; Arthropoda; Insecta; Orthoptera; Acrididae. The record is from RefSeq and is a predicted model, not a curated record.